AUGGCGACGUCAAACCCAUCCAAUCCCCCCCAAGUAACUGGUAGCGAGCCCAAAAAUGAAGAUGGUGCCCGCAACGACCACGUCGAGAGAGUCGAGACUGGCCCAGGCGAUGACGCCAUCUUUUCCAAAUUCCCCAAGAUGGACAAGGUGGACGAGUUUGGCGCCCACGCAAAGACAGACCCUCGAGAAAUUGCGCUGGUAAAGAAGCUGGACAAGUAUAUCAUUCCCAUGUUGUGGCUCAUGUACUUGUUCAACUACCUCGAUCGAAACGCUCUCGUCAAUGCUCGACUCAACAACCUUGAGGAAGAUCUUGGCCUAGUAGGAACGCAGUACAACACCUGCGUGUCAAUUCUCUUUGUCGGAUACAUUGCCGGGCAAGUUCCAAGCAACAUGCUCAUCAACAGAGUCAAACCAUCGUGGUACAUGGCCGGCUUCUGUCUGGCAUGGUCCAUCGUCAGUCUAGUGACAUUUCUAGCCAAAGACUACAGCAGCAUGGUUGCUCUCCGGUUCAUCCUUGGGGUUACUGAGGCUCCUUUCUAUCCUGGUGCUCUUUUCAUCCUUAGCAUGUUCUACACGCGCAAAGAGCUUGCAGUUAGGCUGGCUGUUUUCUACACAGGUAAUAUGGUGGCUAGUUCAUUCGCCGGCCUCAUCGCGGCGGGUGUUUUUGCUGGUCUUGAUCAGAAACAUGGUCUAGCUGGUUGGCAAUGGCUUUUCAUCAUUCAGGGAUCUCUCUCCAUUCUCACUGCUAUACUCGCAUUCAUCUUUCUCCCAGACCACCCCUUAACCACUAGAUGGCUUUCAGAAGAACAAAGACAGCUGGCAUAUAACCGCAUCUACACUGAUACUACAGACGUCCGUGAGAAAACCAGUGUGUGGGUUGGGCUUCGCGAGUCUGCUACUGAUUGGCGCACGUGGGCUCUGUGCCUCAUGUACAACCUGCAUCUCUCCUCGGUCGGCUUCCAGAACUUCCUCCCAUCUGUGAUGCAGACCCUCGGAUACAAUAGAACUAUCACACUAGUCUUGACAUGCCCGCCAUAUCUUCUCGCUGCAUUCGUUGGAAUCGCCAUGGCCUGGACUUCUGGACGCUGGAACGAGCGCACAUUACACAUCACCAUUUGCAAAUGCAUCGUGAUGGUUGGUUUCAUCAUUGCUGUUUCCACCCUGAAUCUAGCUGCGCGGAUGUUCAGCAUCUACCUGUUCGUGGGCUUCAGCUUUGGUAUCAACAACAUCAUCCUCGCGUGGAUCAGCGCAACAGUUGGACAGACUGCCGAGAAGAAAGCGGUGUCUCUUGCGAUCUGCAACACAUUUGGCAACUUAGCUCACGUCUAUACAGCCUAUCUCUGGCCUUCGUCUCAUGAGCCUCGAUAUACCGCGGCCUGGGUUGCGAGCAUUGCGUUCUCGCUUGGCGUUGUCAUAAUUGCAUGGGGCCUGAGAUUCCAUCUGAAGAGUCAGAACAACAAGACGAGGAGGGACCAUCCAGAUGUUACAAACUUCUAUGUAUACUGA
This is a messenger RNA of Fusarium sp. VM40, 1506 nucleotides long. The record is from the annotation of a GenBank genome assembly. Lineage: Eukaryota; Fungi; Ascomycota; Sordariomycetes; Hypocreales; Nectriaceae.